This is a messenger RNA of Rotaria sp. Silwood1, 576 nucleotides long. Lineage: Eukaryota; Metazoa; Rotifera; Eurotatoria; Philodinida; Philodinidae. The record is from the annotation of a GenBank genome assembly.
AUGAGCAUGACAACAACAUCAUUAUCUCGGAACCAACUAUCCUUAAUUUUUAGAAAGCCAGUUAUAGUUAUUGGAUUCUAUCAAAUUGGUUAUUUAUUUACAUUUUUACUUGGGUUUCCUGGUAAUCUAGCUAGUUUAGUUACAUUUUCACAACCAACAUUACGAAAAAUAUCAACUGGUUGUUUGUUUAUUACUUUGGCUGUUUCGGAUACAUUAUAUUUACUUAUGUGUAUCUUUGAUUUUCUAGAAUUCGGUUUACAAAUUCGUUUCUAUCGUUAUGUUGCAUACAAUGAACUUUGUCGAUUUCGUUCAUUUGUAAUGAACGUUGCUCAAGUUUUAUCAGCAUGGAUAUUAGUAAUAGUUUCAAUUGAUCGAUGGAUUCGAACACGAUUUCCAUUCAAAUCAAGUUCAAUAUGUAAAUCAAAAAAUGCUCUAAUUGCUGUAGGCGUUUUACUUAUGUUAGACAUAGCUCUUCAUGUUCAUAUGUUAACUCCAAUGUUUGGAAUGCUUAUACCUGACUUUUCGAUUGCAGCAUGUGGACCCACUCUUAACAAUCCUUCAUACUUUCAAUUCUAG